Messenger RNA from Phoenix dactylifera (date palm), 968 nucleotides. Its product is annotated as vacuolar iron transporter homolog 4-like. The record is from RefSeq and is a predicted model, not a curated record. Gene Ontology annotation, molecular function: manganese ion transmembrane transporter activity. Lineage: Eukaryota; Viridiplantae; Streptophyta; Magnoliopsida; Arecales; Arecaceae. Gene Ontology annotation, biological process: intracellular manganese ion homeostasis.
ACUUGCACUAUAUCUUUCUUCAGUGGCUCCACCAUGGCUUGUAAACAGUGUCCACCAACCAUUAUAUAACAGCUAUGCAGGCCGUGUGUCUGCCACACUCUCUCACCUUCCCUCCUUCCUUCUUGCUCCCGUUCUUCUUCGAUCGUUCUUACACCCCCAUUCUUCUUCCUUCUUACCCUCAUAUCUCUUCAUGGCCUGCAACGACACCAGGCUGACAAUUGAUGGCGUCGAGAGCUCCGAACCAAAGGGCGAGGACUCCGACAACUCGCAGAGGGGACAAUGGCUUCGAGCUGCCAUCCUUGGGGCAAACGACGGGCUGGUCUCCACCUCCUCGUUGAUGAUGGGAGUGGGAGCUGUGAAGGCCGACGCAAAGGCGAUGCUGCUCUCGGGCUUUGCAGGCCUGGUGGCCGGGGCAUGCAGCAUGGCCAUCGGAGAAUUCGUGUCGGUGUAUUCCCAGUUGGACAUCGAGGUGGCCCAGAUGAAGAGGGAGCAAAGGAUCAAGGGUGGAGGAGAGGUGCACCAGGAUGGGCUGCCGAGUCCGGUGCAGGCGGCGGUGGCCUCGGCCUUGGCAUUCUCGGCGGGGGCGAUGGUGCCACUGCUGGCAGCUGGGUUUAUAAGCAGCUAUAAGGUGAGGUUGGAGGUCGUGGCGUCGGCGGCAACUGUGGCAUUGGUGGUGUUUGGGUCUGUCGGGGCGCUGCUUGGCCGGGCUCCGGUGGCGAAGUCUGCAGCGAGAGUGUUGGUAGGAGGGUGGAUGGCCAUGGCUGUCACCUUUGCAGUCAUGAAGGUCUUCGGUUCCACUGCGCUGUAAAAGACCAUUAAUGGACCUCUCUCUCUCUCUCUCUCUCACCCCACUCCACGGUCAACACCAUGCAAGUAGAUAUGUUUCUGUAAGCGCGUGGAAAGGAAGGACCAAAAGGUAUUUAUGUUUUCUGCAUGCGAUAACAGAAUGAAAGCUCCUUCAGUCCAAA